Molecule: messenger RNA, 942 nt
Organism: Antechinus flavipes (yellow-footed antechinus)
Lineage: Eukaryota; Metazoa; Chordata; Mammalia; Dasyuromorphia; Dasyuridae
Product: olfactory receptor 51A7-like
Exons: 1
Coding region: 1-942 (313 amino acids)
Biological process (GO): G protein-coupled receptor signaling pathway
Cellular component (GO): membrane
Molecular function (GO): olfactory receptor activity; G protein-coupled receptor activity
Source: RefSeq, a predicted model, not a curated record
AUGUUAGCUCUUAACACAUCUGAAGCCCACAUAUCCACCUUUCAACUCAUUGGGAUCCCAGGACUGGAGCAAUUCCACAUCUGGAUAUCCAUCCCCAUCUGUCUCAUAUACCUCAUUAGCACUGUGGGUAAUUGUAUCAUCCUUAUUCUAAUCAAGACAGAGUCCUCACUCCAUGAGCCUAUGUACUAUUUUCUCUCUAUGCUGGCUUUUUCUGACCUUGGGCUAUCCCUCUCUUCUCUGCCUACGAUGUUGAAAAUUUUUUUAUUCAACACUACAGCAAUUUCCAUUGAUGCCUGUAUUGCUCAGGAGUUCUUCAUACACACCUUCACUGCCAUGGAAUCGUCAGUGCUUCUCAUAAUGUCCCUUGACCGUUUCAUAGCCAUCCACAAGCCCUUAAGAUAUAGCUCCAUCCUCACCACCAGUAGAAUCAUCAAAAUUGGAUUGAUAUUUGCCAUUCGAUGUCUUGUACUCAUACUCCCAUUUCCUAUCACUCUGAAGAGAUUGACAUAUUGUAAUAAAAAACUCCUCUCCCAUUCCUAUUGUCUCCACCAGGAUGUUAUGAGACUGGCCUGCUCUGACAACAGGGUCAAUGUUAUCUAUGGGUUUUUUGUUGCUCUCAUGGGCAUGCUGGACUUGGCAAUGAUUUCAAUAUCUUACAUCCUGAUCCUGAAGACCGUUUUGAGCAUUGCAUCUCAUCAAGAGCAAUUAAAGGCCUUCAACACCUGUGUUUCCCAUAUCUGCGCUGUCCUCAUUUUCUAUGUUCCCAUUGUCACCCUGGCUAUUGUCCAUCGCUUUGCCAAACACAGCUCUCCAGUUAUUCGAAUACUGAUUGCUAAUAUCUAUGUUUUGGUUCCUCCACUGAUGAAUCCUAUUGUAUAUUGUGUGAAGACUCAUCAAAUCCGGGAGAAGAUUAUGGGAAAAGUGUGUCUGAAAAAGACCUGA